Camelina sativa (false flax) is the source of this 1128-nucleotide messenger RNA. RefSeq lists its product as uncharacterized. Lineage: Eukaryota; Viridiplantae; Streptophyta; Magnoliopsida; Brassicales; Brassicaceae. Gene Ontology annotation, molecular function: translation release factor activity. Gene Ontology annotation, biological process: translational termination. Gene Ontology annotation, cellular component: chloroplast. The record is from RefSeq and is a predicted model, not a curated record.
AGUAAAGUAGUGUUACAUAAAUGGGCCAAAUCCACUUAAUGGGCCGGGCUGAGACUAGGAGACGUCAUCAUCCCGAAACCAAUCCCGUCGCCGUGGUUCUACUACCAUGGCGAUCCUGGCCAUAGCCGCUCGCUUCCCUCUUCUCCUCCGUCUCACUGUCCCGUCUAUCUCGCCUCCUUCUGUUAUCCACUAUCGACGAACUAUUAUUCCAUCCGAUGGAUUCAGCAACCGGUUACGCUCGAUCCUCCGUUAUUCAUCGUCCGACAGCGGCGGAAGCGGCAGUGGCGACAUAACCGGCGUUAACGAUUCCGUCACUGUUGUUUCGGGUGUUCAGAGUCCUAAUUACUUGAAAUGUACGGAUGAAGAGUUGAUGAAGCAGUGUAGAUUAGAGACAUUUAGAGUUUCAGGACCUGGAGGACAACACCGGAACAAGCGUGACUCCGCCGUGCGUCUUAAACAUCUCCCCACCGGAAUCGUAGCUCAGGCAGUCGAGGAUCGUUCACAGCACAAGAAUCGUGCUUCUGCUUUGAAUCGUCUUCGCACGCUUCUCGCCAUCAAAGUGAGGAACAAAGUGGACCUUGAUGCGUAUGCUCCUCCUCCUGAGCUUCUUCAGAUUCUACCUCCUAAGUCCACUAUCAGAACUUCUUCUGGUUCACAGAUUGGUCCCAACAAUCCUAAAUUUGUACCUGGAAUGCAAGCUUUGCUUGAUGUUGUUUCUGCUUCUGACGGUUCUAUUGCCGAUUCUGCCAAAUUGCUUGGUUUGAGCACUGGUGGCUUAUCUCGUUUGAUACUCUCCCAUGAUGGUCUUCGUAUGGCACUCAAUAGCAUGAGAGCAGCCAAGGGAAUGAAGCCUCUCAAAUAGUCGGGAUGUAUUGCCUUUGAAAGAUGAUGUGCAGGCCUUUGACGAGCUUUAUUUGGGUAGCUACUGCAGCACAGUGACUACCAUUUCUUGCACCAUAUUUUGUAUAUAAAACAAAGGUGAAAUGCUGAGUUCAGUCUAACAUUUGUACUUCUACGAUCAUAAAAACAGUCACGUAUUUGAGAUGUUAUACUAUAAUAGGCUGUUCAAAUGUUUGCAGUAAGUUUUUGCACCUUUGUUAUGAUUGUGUUGGAACCAUUUUGGAUUAG